Molecule: messenger RNA, 321 nt
Organism: Mucor velutinosus
Lineage: Eukaryota; Fungi; Mucoromycota; Mucoromycetes; Mucorales; Mucoraceae
Exons: 1
Coding region: 1-321 (106 amino acids)
Source: RefSeq, a predicted model, not a curated record
AUGGAUCCCGGUCAAGAACGACUUCAACACCUCAAGAGUGUCCCCAAUUUGGUGAGCGAAGAGCCAAGCAUCAUCACACCAUCCAAUACCUCAUUUGUCGAUGUGCCAUGGAGCGACUUUUCUAAAAUGUUGGCAUCCAAGAGCGAAUCAACAGCCAAAAAACUAAAAGAAAACGCUACCCCUACUGCACAAGAUGACCAUUCUCCUAUCAGCAAAGACGAAGGGUCUGUGGAAGACUUUACCUUGGGAAAUUGGGAUGCUGCUACGGGCUAUCAGGAUAAGCAGCACGAUGAGGAGGUCUGCAAACAUGUAGAGCACUAG